UUGCUGUGUCAAGGGAGACAACUCUUCUCCAGCUCAUUACUAUUUAUAUAUCCCCUCUUCUCCAUCCCUUACUCCUCUGCCCAAAUAUCUGUCUCUCUCUCUCACUCUCUCUUCUCUUCUCUUCUCUUCUCUUUUUGGACUGAUAAGGAGGCAAAGCAAUGGCUUGCGUCCCUGCUGCCGCGUCUUACGUCCCGCACCAAAGGGCAACCGCGGGCGUCGGAGGCGGCGCAGUGAUGGCGGGGGAGAGGUGCAUGGCGGCGCACGAGGUGCUGGAGGCUGUGGCCGGGCACUACGAGAACCCCGCGGGGGAGAUGUGCGCGGCGCAUGAUGUGCAGGAGGCGGUCGCGAGGCACCAUGAUCAUGCGGUGGGGCCCAACCAGUGCUGCUCCGCGGUGGUGCAGGCGGUGGCGGCGCCGGUGGCGGCAGUGUGGUCGGUGGUGCGGCGCUUCGACAAGCCGCAGGUGUACAAGCACUUCGUGAAGAGCUGCAGCGUCAUCGUGGGGGACGGCGACGUGGGCACCCUGCGGGAGGUGCGCGUCGUGUCGGGCCUGCCGGCGGCCACCAGCACCGAGCGCCUCGAGAUCCUCGACGACGAGAGCCACGUCCUCAGCUUCCGGGUGGUCGGCGGCGAGCACCGCCUCGCCAACUACUGCUCCGUGACCACGCUCCACCCGGUCGUGGGAGGCAGCGCCGGCGGCGGCUGCACGCUGGUGGUGGAAUCGUACGUGGUGGACGUGCCGCCAGGGAACACGACGGAGGAGACGCGGGUGUUCGUCGACACCAUCGUGAAGUGCAACCUGCAGUCGCUGGCGCGGAUCGCCGAAGCCCUCGUCAGGCAAAGCACCGCCGUCGCUGGUAUCGAGGCCGGCGUUAGGAGGGCGAACCCGUAAUUGGAUGGGUGGGGUUCUCGAUUCCCAUCGUUCGUUUACGUUUCGCAGUCUUCUUAUUUCACCUCCACCUUUAUGUUCUCUUUGCCCCUUUUUUCUUUCUAUUUUGCGAGUGUAGUACAAAAUAACACAUUAUGCUGUGAAUAAUAAUAUCUUGGACACGUAUGUUUCACUUUUUUUCUAUAAA
This is a messenger RNA of Musa acuminata AAA Group (dessert banana), 1074 nucleotides long. RefSeq names its product abscisic acid receptor PYL4-like. The transcript has a single exon. The record is from RefSeq and is a predicted model, not a curated record. Gene Ontology annotation, biological process: abscisic acid-activated signaling pathway. Gene Ontology annotation, molecular function: signaling receptor activity; abscisic acid binding; protein phosphatase inhibitor activity. Bases 159 to 890 code for a protein of 243 amino acids. NCBI's taxonomy places the organism in Eukaryota, Viridiplantae, Streptophyta, Magnoliopsida, Zingiberales, Musaceae. Gene Ontology annotation, cellular component: cytoplasm; nucleus.